This is a messenger RNA of Aspergillus neoniger CBS 115656, 490 nucleotides long. Its product is annotated as DUF1903-domain-containing protein. Gene Ontology annotation, cellular component: mitochondrial intermembrane space. The record is from RefSeq and is a predicted model, not a curated record. The transcript is spliced from 4 exons. The coding region runs from base 170 to 409 and encodes 79 amino acids. NCBI's taxonomy places the organism in Eukaryota, Fungi, Ascomycota, Eurotiomycetes, Eurotiales, Aspergillaceae.
UUCUGAUACUUGAUUUUCUCUUGAUACAUCUUUCAGUGUUGGGUCAUUUUCUUUUCAGUUUUCUGAUUAGGUUUUAUUUUGUUUUCAGUCCUAGCCUUUGGGAUCCUUCAUUUGUGAUUUUACUUCUGUCUUGUUGCCAGUUCUCUGGCUGAGUAUAGUAUAUUGCGUCAUGGGCGGACUUAAGGAAGACAUAGCAUUUGACCCGCCUUGCCAUCCACGAGCUUGUGCCAUACAAGCAUGCCUCACGAAGAACUCAUACCAGGAAGAGAAAUGUCAAUCCCAGAUCAAUGCUCUUUAUGAAUGUUGCAAUGCCUUCUACCAGGCGCGAGGGGAGGACGCAAAGACUCCAAGUUGUCCUAAGCCCAACUUGCUGCGUCUGAAGAUGAAGCAACGGGGCAUGGAGCCUUAGCUUGCCUUGCAGAGAAUUUCGUGUCUCAUCAGAGUUCUACGGACCGUGUACAUACUACCAAUUAUACUUUGUCGACAAUAG